Poecilia reticulata (guppy) is the source of this 1454-nucleotide messenger RNA. Its product is annotated as cell division cycle-associated protein 7-like. Gene Ontology annotation, biological process: regulation of DNA-templated transcription. Gene Ontology annotation, cellular component: nucleus. Lineage: Eukaryota; Metazoa; Chordata; Actinopteri; Cyprinodontiformes; Poeciliidae. The record is from RefSeq and is a predicted model, not a curated record.
UCGUGCUGUCCGAAUCUUCAUAACAAGCGCCACUAAUUUCCAAUCAGGUUUGAACGACAGGUUUGUCUGUUGGAGAACCUAGCUAAACUGGAGAGGUUUGAACUGAAGUCAUGAAUCAAAAUGCGGAGUGUGAAGCUGAUAUGAAGAAACUAGUGGAUGUAUUUGCAGAGGACUCAGAAAGUGAUGAGACAUUUGAUGGCUUUUCUGACUCUGAGCUCACAGAAACGAAUUUGGAUUUGCAUCUUGAAUCACAACCUGACUCUUCUCCCAUGAAGCUAAAGAUCACAUCUAAACCACCUGCUGCCUGUCAGCCCUUCAGGCUGAGGAUUGCACUUCGAUCUGGCUCUUCCUCUUCUUUCCAGCUCUCAGAGUUUGAGGAUGAAGAAGAAAAUAUUGCAGCAAAGAGAGGAGUGAAGAGGCCAAGAGAGCCCAAAAGGUCAAAGAAGGGCAAGCAUGUGAAAUUUGAGGAUGAGGAGAAGGCUGUGAGUCAACCGCAUCAGGCUGAGGAUAAUGAAUCAGGUCCUGCAAAAGAUGAGUCGGAUAAUUUCCUGGCCAAGAGAGAGCAGAACAUCAAGGCCAACAAAGCAAUGUUGGCCCAGCUGAUGGCAGACCUACAGAAAAUGCCUGGAGGAGCUGGCUUUCUUAAGAAAAAAGCAGGCAGACCGAUGACAAAAGGAAAAAGCUAUCACCCGCCUCGCUCUGGUCAAAGUGACAGGGAAACCAGGAGGAACCCAGAACGGGCUUCUCGCAGACAGACCCGCUCUAUGGGGGGAAUCGAGGACCCUUCAUCUCCUCUGGAAGCAGUUGUGGAGCUCAGCUUGGAGGAAGAGCUACUGGAGGUUCGCCGAGCUCCACGUCGCCGCGGCACUCCACGACCCAAUCAGAACAACCCUCACGUCAUCCGUCCAGUAGAUGACAUCACAGAAGACGAGCUGGAGUUGGUGGCUGACAACAUGACUGACAAGGUUUACAACAGUGUCACAGGCUCUACGUGCCAUCAGUGCCGGCAGAAAACUGUCGACACAAAGACUUGCUGCCGCAAUGAGAACUGUCGAGGGAUUCAGGGUCAGUUCUGCGGGCCGUGCCUGAGGAACCGAUAUGGAGAGGACGUCAGGAAGGCGCUGCUUAAUCCGGACUGGAAGUGCCCCCCGUGUCGCGGUAUUUGCAACUGUAGUUUCUGCCGCCAGCGCGAGGGCCGAUGCCCUACUGGCAUCCUGUUCCCUCUGGCUCAGUACCAUGGCUUCUCUGACGUCCACUCCUACCUCAGCAGCCUCCGUGAAAAACUGAAAGACGAGGAGGACGACAUGUGAUUUUAACUCUGGGUGAACGUUUAUUCAGUUUGUUGCAUCUUGUGAAGUUUUUCUGUUUUUUUACCAUUUUUAUAAAUUUAACCAAGUUUUCGCUGUCCUGCUUUGUAUAUUGUGAAUAAAGCUAAAGACAUGUUCGCAAAGAAA